Molecule: messenger RNA, 1813 nt
Organism: Pipistrellus kuhlii (Kuhl's pipistrelle)
Lineage: Eukaryota; Metazoa; Chordata; Mammalia; Chiroptera; Vespertilionidae
Gene: TSPO2
Product: translocator protein 2
Exons: 4
Coding region: 420-1256 (278 amino acids)
Cellular component (GO): endoplasmic reticulum; membrane
Molecular function (GO): cholesterol binding
Source: RefSeq, a predicted model, not a curated record
GGAUAAACAGCUCCCAGGGUCCCCCAAGUCGAGAGGUGGUCAAAGGAAGGUGGAGAGCGGCCAGCCUGGAAGGAGACCUCACGCCUAAAGCACAAGCAAGGGGCAGUGAGUGAUCAGAACGCUGUUGGGGAUGGAGAGGGCAGGUGUCUGUCUUUCCCGGGAAGAGCUCUGUCUGAGCCACACGGAAGGCUGUCUACUCCUUGGAGUCACAAAGCUCUAAGGGCUUGUGGAUGACUGGUCAAGCUUUACGUCCAAGCCAGGAAAAGUUCCGCUGACCAACAACUACAGCCAGGGGCUGUGUCCAUGCAUCAUGAAUUCAUUUCCAAAAAGAACCCUUGGGGUCAAUCUCAGUUACAGGAAGGUUCUAGAGACAUCUGAGGGUCCCUUCCACCCCUGUGGACCCAGAGCUGGUUCACGGGAUGCAGCUUGGGACCGAUCUGUCUCAGGAGAUCGGGCUCUCACAAAGCCAAAGCUUCAAUCACCCACAAGUGGCCCCUCCAGAGGCCUCAGCCAAGCAGAUCAGGGGCCCCCGGUCUGAGAGAGCCCUUCAGGGCCAUGCAGGCAGCAACCUGGGCUCCUCAGCCAAAACCACCACCCUUGUCACUGGAGAAAGGCGGGCCACUGGGAGCCCUACUCUGCCCUUUUCCCCUCCCCCACCCACCUCUGCCUCUCACACAUCAUACAUCAUCGGGUACCCAGCCUGGGAGGUGCUGCCUGAGAUUUUUGCCUCCUGGAGGAGAAUGUGGCCUCAAGGGGCCAUCUUUGUGGCCCUGCCCCUCCUGGGGCCCAUCGUGGUCUGGCUCCUCGCCCCGCAUAGGAUGUCUGGUUGGUGUGACCACCUGAGGGAACUGCCCUGGUGCCCACCCUACAAAAUCUUGCUGCUCGUGUGGACAGCCAUCUACUCCAUCAUUGGCUAUGCCUCCUACCUGGUGUGGAAGGACCUCGGAGGGGGCUUUGGGCGGCACCUGACCCUGCCUCUCGGCCUCUAUGCUGUGCAGCUCGCCAUCAGCUGGACUUCCCUGACCCUCUUUUUUGCAGCCUACUCCCCUGGUCUGGCCCUGCUGCACCUGCUGCUGCUCUACGGGCUGGUGGUGACCAUGGCGCUGAUCUGGCACCCCAUCAACAAGCUGGCCGCCUUGCUCCUGCUGCCCUACCUGGCCUGGCUCACUGUCUCUGCUUCCAUCACCUACCGCCUGUGGAGGGACAGUCUUUGUCCAGGGCACCAGCCUCUGCCCAAGGGGGAAAAGAGCGACUGAGGCACCGGGGCGCAGGGAAGGAGGGGGAAGGCCAGGGAGGGGUGGAAGAGACUGCAGGCAGGCUGGGGGGGUGGGGGAUGUGGGGAGUGGGAGGUGGCCAGGCAUUGAGGAGUCCCUGAAGGUAAUUCACCCCAAUGUGGCCGCUGUCCUGGCUCCCUUGGUGCCAGUUUUUAUUAGAAUUGAGAGACAUGGGAAAAAGGAAAGAAACUUAUUUUAUACUUAAUAUAAGUUAAUAAAUCUUAUAUUAAUAAAUAUUAAUUUAGUAAUAUCAAUUAAUAAAACCCUGAGACUAACUUUGGGGAUAUGAUAUGAAGGACAUGUUUGAGCGAAUGAUGUCUAGGGCCACAGAGUGGAAUAGAAGUGUGUGCAUGUGUGUAAGUGUGCACAUGUGAAGGAAUGUAUGAAUGUAUGUAUGAGGAGGGUGACAUGCCAUCUCUACUUCACUCCCGUGCCCUCCCAAAUCUGGCCCCAAAAUGUAGACUUUGGUUUUUAAUGACCUGAAAAACAAAAUCUUUUUGAAAAGUUGAAUAAAAGCAAAACAGAAAAGUAAAAAAGAA